This is a messenger RNA of Vigna angularis (adzuki bean), 2913 nucleotides long. RefSeq lists its product as uncharacterized. The record is from RefSeq and is a predicted model, not a curated record. Bases 1035 to 1814 code for a protein of 259 amino acids. NCBI's taxonomy places the organism in Eukaryota, Viridiplantae, Streptophyta, Magnoliopsida, Fabales, Fabaceae. The transcript has 2 exons.
CGACACGAGUUUAUUUUAGGACCACACGUGUGACACAGUGGCAAGGUAAAAUAAAGUGUCUUCUUUCAACGUUGCUUUUCACACCGUUUGGUCUUGUAGAAUAGAAGAAAGAAAGAAAUGAAUUUGGAAAACAAAAUAAACUUUUUUUUCUUUCAACUCUGACACUGUCUUCGUUUUGAAUUAAGUUACUCUUAACGUUUAUUCGCGAAGACGCUUUACUCCAUAAUCGGCUUCAAAUAAUACACUCACCAAUAUGCUUAAUAUUCUUUUGGCAUAAUAUCCAAUUUUGUCCCCACUUUGGUUCGGAAAUCUCAAGUUAGUCCCUUUAUAGAAAAGUGAGUUGAAUGGAUCCUUACUUGUAAUUAAUUGACUCUAAUGAGUCCCUUCCGUUAAAUAGAACGAAACGGAGUUAGUGGACUGAUGAUGUGGCAGUUGUCUUUGGUGAGGUGUCAAUACGCAAGCUUACGUGGUGUUAGGGUUCCCCAUUUUCAAAUUGGGUAUUAUGCCUAUUAAAAAUUGGGGAUAAAGGAUUUGGGGCUCAUUUGGUCGAGACUAGGGCAUGUCCGAGAAAGAAGACAGAGGCAGGCAGUGUUUCGAGAUUACAAGUGAUCGCGGGAACUCGUAAGAACUUUUAGACAAAGCAUUUGUGAGUGGACGACCAUUGGUGGGGUAAAUAACGAAAAGCGACUUUCGAAGGUGCGUUUAUGGUAGGUUUUGUUCUGUGUUUCGUUGCUUUCGUUGUGGUCCCCCCAGAAGUUUUGAUUUAUUUUAUGGUUUGUCUGUGUUGUGUGCCCCAUUGUCAGUGCAUUUGCUUUGUUUCUGUUGCGACGUUGUCGUUGUGGUCCCCCUUCAUAGUGUGUGGUACUGUGUUGUGGCAUUUGCUUUAUUUAAUGUCAUAAAUGUGGUUUUGUUUUGUUUGAGUUGUUUAUGGUCUGUACAGUAGUAUGUUUAUGCUUUGUUUUUUGCUUAGAUAUCAUUUGGGUUAAGGGUUAAGCAUAGAUUAACUAACUGUGACCAAUUUUAUAUUAGAUAAUAUGGCCAACUCACACAUUGAAGUCGUGUUUCACCAUGGGGGGAAAUUUGAGAAUAAUGGGACAUUUGGAUAUCACUAUGGUGAAACCACAACUAUAAAAAUAGACCCUGAUCGAUGGAGUUAUUUUGAAAUAUUAAGCAUUCUAAAGGAGAUGGGUUAUAGGAAUGUAAAGGACUUAUGGUAUUCAUUGGGUCGUGGUCCUGUAUUAGAAGAUUGUUUGGAACCUUUAUUAGAUGACAAGGGUGCUUGUCAUCUGAUCAAUAUUGCUAUGUUGAAUGGUGAAGCUCACCUCUAUGUUAUACAUAGGGUGUGUGAACCUGAGUAUCUUCUGCAGUUGGAAUGCAUAUCUGAACCCCAAAUUGAUAGACCUAGUGAUGAAGGAGAAGUUGAGAGAGAUAGUGCUGAUUUGCAAGUUGAUAGACCUAGUGUUGAAGGAGAAGUUGAGAGAGAGAGUGCUGAAAAGGAAGUUCAGAUAGAGAUUGGUGUAGCAGAUGUUGAGGCAGUGGGUGAAGCAGAGGUUCAGACAAUAGCACCUGAGGUAGAACCUGAAUCAGAAGUUCAUCCAGAAAUGAUAGAAGUUGAGGUUGAUGUACUGGCUGAUAUAGAGGGUAUGGUAGAGGAUGUUGGUGUGGAGGAUGCAGUGGAGGAUGUUGGUGUGGAGGAUGCAGUGGAGGAUGUUGGUGUGGAGGAUGCAGUGGAGGAUGUUGGUGUGGAGGCACAGGUUGGUGUCCUUGGAAUGCAUAUUGUGCAUAUAAGGCAGCUGAAAAUACAUGGCAGCUAAGGAAAAUAGUAGACAACCACACUUGCAGUAGAGAAUUUAACAUCCGUCUAAUGACUUCAAAAUGCUUGAGUGGGAGGUUAGAGAAGACUAUGAAAGACAAUCCAAAUAUUAAUCUGUAUAACCUCCAUAACAAAGUUUCUAAGAAGUGGAACAUUGGUGUUUCACGGUCCACAACCUGUAGGGCAAAAGCAAUGGCAUCCAAACAAAUAGAAGGUGAUUUUAAAGAACAAUAUAGAAGAGUGUAUGACUAUGCCAAUGAGUUGCUUCGGUCAAAUCCUGGUUCAACUGUGAAAGUUCAUGUUGAACCUAAUGAGGACACUCCAAUUUUCAAGAGACUAUAUGUGUGUUUGAAGGCCUGUAAGGACAGCUUCGUGUCAUGUAGGAAGAUUAUAGGUUUGGAUGGUUGUUUCUUAAAAGGAAAAUUUGGAGGUGAGUUGUUAACUGCAGUAGCAAGAGAUGGGAAUGACCAAAUGUGUCCUUUGGCAUAUGCUGUUGUGGAAGUGGAGAAUAAGGACACUUGGAGUUGGUUUCUACAUUUUCUCAUUGAUGAUCUUGGUGGUGUGGAGAUUUCUUCAACCAUCACAUUUAUGUCAGAUCAACAAAAAGGACUUUUACCAGCCUUACAAGAACUUCUCAAUGCGUCAAGUGAGCAACCUGCAACCCAACCUGAUCAAAGUCAGCCAACUACUGGACCAAGUCAACUUACUCAAUGCGUUUUGGAACAUACUCAGCCAUCUACAACACAAGUUUAAAACUGAUUUAGGACUGACAGUAUGUUUAGCUUAAGUGAUGGCUAUUUUGUAAUGACAAACAUAUAUUUUGUAAUCACAGACAUGUUUUUUGUAAUCACAGACAUCUGCUUGGUAAACUGUCAGACGUGGAUUUGAAUUCCACUUUGUAAUUUCAUUAUGAUGUAAUUAUGAAUGUGAACGCUCGCCCACCACUUUGUAAUUCCACUUUGUUUAAUAUCUACCAAUUUUCGUACCAAAUCUACCAAAUUGGGCGCUCGCCCACCACGAGAGGACGCUCGUCCAGCACGAGAGGACGCUCGUCCAGAGAAGACUCUCAGCUGACGAUCGCCCACUCGCUCAGAACGCUU